AUGGGUAGAAAAAAAGCCAAGAACCUCGCAUUCACAAACAGUGCACCAUACUUGCCCACUGAAGUCCUAUGCAAAAUUUUUCACAUCUGCCUUCCAGAAUUCCCGGAUCUCACAGAAUAUGGCGAUUUGAUGGUACCAUCACAGCUGGAAGCUCCCAUUCUCCUCACUGGAGUAUGUCGGAGAUGGAGGGAGAUUACUGUGGGCACACCCAGUUUGUGGUGCAAGUUAUCAUUGCAAGCCUACUCUGAAGAGGAGGAGGAGUGGCAGGAGAGGGCCUUGGGUUAUGACCUGUGGCUCAAGCGAUCACAAGGAUAUCCACUCUCAUUGGCUCUCGAUUGCUAUGAAGAUAAUGCAGCCAGGCUACGAGUUCUUCUUCAGCCUUACAUCAGUCAAAUCUCUUCCCUCUGCAUCAAUAUUGAUUCUGAAGCUGAAGAGCCUGAGCUUAUGUUAAAGGACCUCACAAUGCUUCAGGAGCUAAUCAUGUGUACAAGUGCAGUACCUUUGGCGGAGCUCAUCAGUCACCUUCCAUCCACUCUGGGUAUUCUCCAUGUGAGGAGGUUUCAUCACGAUACACUUCUAUUCAACCACCAUCUCAUAACUUCCUGCAAUCCUUACUUCCACUUGCUCCAGCUAGCACCCGACCUUUCAUCAUUAUCAAUCUGCAUAUCGAUCUCAAAGAUAGAGGCCUUAAAACCAUUCAUGCACACUAGACUUCAAUCCUUGCGUAUCAAGGGAUAUACACCCCACACAAGGUUAUCUGAUCUCUUCGAUGCUCUCUCACUUCCCAAUUUACGCAUCCUGGAAGUUUACAAUGCUUCACCCCUGGCCUCAUCAGGAAUUCAAGGCCUUCUUGGCACGAUCAAAGCAUCAUUUGGAGAGCUUGUUGUUGGGUUCUGGAGCGGCAACAACAGAGGGGCAGCUAUUAGAAUACAAGGCCCUUAUUCCUUCUCUUGA
Molecule: messenger RNA, 954 nt
Organism: Suillus subalutaceus
Lineage: Eukaryota; Fungi; Basidiomycota; Agaricomycetes; Boletales; Suillaceae
Exons: 2
Coding region: 1-954 (317 amino acids)
Source: RefSeq, a predicted model, not a curated record